Messenger RNA from Hippopotamus amphibius kiboko, 9831 nucleotides. It is a transcript of the gene IL6ST, whose product is annotated as interleukin 6 cytokine family signal transducer. Bases 2296 to 5052 code for a protein of 918 amino acids. Lineage: Eukaryota; Metazoa; Chordata; Mammalia; Artiodactyla; Hippopotamidae. Gene Ontology annotation, biological process: cytokine-mediated signaling pathway. Gene Ontology annotation, molecular function: cytokine receptor activity; cytokine binding. The record is from RefSeq and is a predicted model, not a curated record. The transcript has 18 exons. Gene Ontology annotation, cellular component: membrane; external side of plasma membrane; signaling receptor complex.
GGCCGCGUGCCGCGUCUGCGGGAAGGAGCCGGGAGCAAGCCGCAGCCCGGGAGAGGCGCCGGCGGGCCCGCGGAGCCGCGUGGGGGACGCCCGGGCGCAGCGGAGCUGGGCGUCGCGGCUGUCGGCCGACGGGCCCCGCGCGGCCGGGCGCCGAGGGCGACGUUGCGCUGUGGAGACGCGGGGGAGCGAGCCGCCGCGGCCUUAGGGUAACAAGGAUAAGAUUUACCCUCCUGUCUGAAACAACCAUAAAAUGGAAAAAAUACAUAGAACAGUGAUAAUCAAGACACUGGACACUGGGUGGUGAAAGGCAGUGAUCUUGUGAGCUGGAAAACAAGUGAGAUGGAUCCUGUGAUUAAACUAGCCUACUGCCUUGAGAGAGUUUCCAGACCACGUCAGAGGUUGGGGAAAUAUAGGGCUAAGGUCAGUGGAUACUCUGUGAGUUGAAGAAGGUGGCUGAAGUUCAUAGAACAGAAUACUGGAGAACUCUUAAACCUUUUGAAAUGAGAGAAUUCUUGAAAGUUUCAGAGUCCCCUGCAGCUAUUUAGCUGAGUGUAUGCAUAUAAAGAAUACUGCUGGGACUUCCCUGCCAGUCCAGUGACUAAGACUGCUCACUUUCAUUGCGAGGGGUGCGGGUUCGAUCCCUGUUCAGGGAACUAAGAUCCCACAUACCAUUCGGUUCGGUGAAAAGAAAACAAACGAACAAACAAAAAACACAACAACAACAAAAAAGAAACCACUGAAGGCCAGAGAAAGUAGCUGAUGAAAGGAUUAAAGGUGGCAGUGCUCAGUGAUUCCAUGGGGUUAGGAUUGUGCCUGUCCUCACCAGCAGAUUGGAAACCAUCUUGAUUCAUGAGACAUUGGGUAGACUACACAGAAGGGUCUUGUGUCAGUAGUAUGGAAUAAUUAGUCCUAGAAUAGGCACUGCUCCAGUCCCACCCAACUUAUCUUUAAAAGCAAGACCUGAAAGGAUCAGACAGUUUUCAAGUAACUUUACUGUGUCCUGGAGCAGAGUUCAAGAAUCUUUAACAGGAAUACAGAAGUAUCUGACACACAACAAGGUAAAAUUCACAAUGUCUGACAUUUAAUCAGAAAUUACUAGGUAUGCAAAGAAGCAUGAAAAUAUGUAUAUGAUUGUAUUGGAGAAAAUUCAGUUAAUCAAAACUAACUGAAAGCUGACACAUGUUAUAAUGAUCAAAGACACUAAAGCAAUUGCUAUAACUGUGUUCUGUAUGUUCAAAAAGUAAUUAUAGAAUAUAUGAAAAAGACCCAAAUUAAACUUCUAGAGAUGAAAAAUACAAUGUGUGAGAUGAAAAAUACACUAGUUAGGGUUAAUGGCAAAUUAGACAUUGCAGAGGAAAAGGUUAGUAAACUUAAAGACACAGGCAUGGGAAUUAUAAACAAAACCAAGGGAAAAAGAAAAAAAAACCUGAUAAUCAGCGAGCUGUGGGACUACAUUAAGCAUCCUGAUGUACAUGUUACUAGAAGCCUCAAAGAAGGAUAGGACUAGGAAGGGCAAACAGAAAUAGAUUUAAAGAAAUAAUGGCCAGAACUUUUCCAGAUUUGAUAAAAAAACUAUAAACCAGUAGAUCCAAGAAAUUCAACAAACUCUAAGCAUAAGAAACAUGAUGAAAACUACACCAAGACGCACUACAAUCAGACUUUCUUUCCUUCUUUUUCUUUUCCUUUUUCUUCCUUUCUCUUUCUUUCUUUCUUUCUUGCGGCAUGUGGAAUCUUCCCCAGACCAGGGCUCGAACCCGUGUCCCCUGCAUUGGUAGGCUGAUUCUUAACCACUGUGCCAUCAGGGAAGUCUUGAGAUUUCGUAAAACUAAUGAUUUAAAAAAAGAAACAAGAAAACAAAAAUAAACAAAAAAAACCCUUAUGCAUCCAGAGGGAAAAGUAGACCUUUUAUACAAAAGAACAAAAAUAAGGAUAAUAUCAGAUUUCUCAUUAGGAACAAUGCAAGCCAGAAGUUAACGGAGCUACAUUUUUAAAGUGCUGAAAGAUCAAUUGAAAAUUUAUACCCAAUGAAAAUAUCUAUAAAAAAUAAUACUGAACUAAAGACAUUUUAGAUAUACAAAAAUUUUAAAAAGUUACCACCAAUAGACCCAUACUCCAAAGGAGUCCUUCAGAAAGAAGGAAAAUAUCAGAUGGAAAUGUGGAUCUCUACAAAGAAGUGAGAAGCUCUGGGAAUGUGAGACCCAAUGAAAAGAGCAUGACACUUGGAAGCAGAAGACUUAGUUUCAAAUCCCUGCUCUUUCACUUACUAAUUUUGUGAUUUGGAAAUAUCUAUGCAAGAUGUUGACAUUGCAAACUUGGAUAGUGCAAGCCUUGUUUAUUUUCCUCACCACUGAAUCCAUAGGAGAACUUCUAGAUCCAUGUGGUCGUAUCCACCCUGAAUCUCCAAUUGUACAACUUGGUUCUAAUUUCACGGCAGUUUGUGUGCUAAAGGAGAAAUGUAUGGAUUAUUUUCACGUGAAUGCUAAUUACGUUUUCUGGAAAACAAACCAUGUUAUUGUUCCUUAUGAACAAUAUACUGUCAUAAACAGAACAACAUCUAGUGUCACAUUUACAAAUAUAUCUUUAUUAAAUAUUCAACUCACUUGCAACAUUCGUACAUUUGGACAGAUUGAUCAGAAUGUUUAUGGAAUCAGAAUAAUUUCAGGCCUGCCUCCAGAGAAACCUAAAAAUUUGGGUUGUAUUGUGAAUGAAGGAAAGAAAAUGAUGUGUCAGUGGGACCCUGGAAAGGAAACACACCUGGAAACAAACUACACUUUAAAAUCUGAAUGGGCAACAGAGAAGUUUGAUGAUUGUAAAGCAAAACGUGACACCCCCACCUCAUGCACUGUUGAUUAUUCUCCUGUGUAUUUUGUCAACAUUGAAGUCUGGGUAGAAGCAGAGAAUGCCCUUGGGAAGGUUACCUCAGAUCAUAUCAAUUUUGACCCUGUAGAUAAAGUGAAACCCAAUCCACCACAUAAUUUAUCAGUCAGCAACUCAGAGGAACUAUCUAGUAUUUUAAAAUUGACAUGGAUCAACUCAAGUAUUAAGAGUUUUAUAAGACUGAAAUAUAACAUUCAAUAUAGGACCAAAGAUGCUUCAACUUGGAACCAGAUUCCUCCUGAAGAUACAGCAUCUACCCGAUCUUCAUUCACUGUCCAGGACCUUAAACCUUUUACAGAAUAUGUGUUUCGUAUUCGUUGUAUGAAGGAAGAUGGUAAAGGAUUUUGGAGUGACUGGAGUGAAGAAGCAAGUGGGAUCACAUAUGAAGAUAGACCAUCCAAGGCACCAAGUUUCUGGUAUAAGAUAGAGCCAUCCCAUGUUCAUGGCUGUAGAUCUGUACAACUCAUAUGGAAGACAUUGCCUCCUUUUGAAGCCAAUGGAAAAAUCUUGGAUUAUGAAGUGACUCUCACAAGAUGGAAAUCACGUUUACAAAAUUACACAGUUAAUGACACAAAACUGACCAUAAACCUCACAAAUGAUCGCUAUAUAGCAACUCUGACAGCAAGAAAUCUGGUUGGCAAAUCAGAUGCAUCUGUUUUAACUAUCCCUGCCUGGGACUUUCAAGCUUCUCACCCCAUAACGGAUCUUAAAGCAUUUCCGAAAGAUAACAUGCUUUGGGUAGAAUGGACUGCUCCAAAUGAAUCUGUAAACAGAUACAUACUUGAGUGGUGUGUAUUAUCGGAUAAAUUGCCCUGUAUCCCAGACUGGCAACAAGAAGACGGUACUGUACAUCGCACCUAUUUAAGAGGAAACUUAGCAGAGAGCAAAUGUUAUUUGAUAACAGUCAUUCCAGUAUAUGCUGAUGGACCAGGAAGCCCCGAGUCUAUAAAGGCAUACCUUAAACAAGCUCCACCUUCCAAAGGACCUACUGUCCGGACAAAAAAAGUGGGGAAAAAUGAAGCUGUCUUAGAGUGGGACCAACUUCCUGUUGAUGUUCAGAAUGGAUUUAUCAGAAAUUAUACUAUAUUUUAUAGAACCAUCAUUGGAAAUGAAACUGCUGUGAAUGUGGAUUCUUCCCACACAGAAUAUACACUGUCCUCUUUGACUAGUGACACUUUAUAUAUGGUACGAAUGGCAGCAUAUACAGAUGAAGGUGGAAAGGAUGGUCCAGAAUUCACUUUUACUACACCAAAGUUUGCUCAAGGAGAAAUUGAAGCUAUUGUUGUACCUGUUUGCUUAGCAUUCCUAUUGACAACCCUUUUGGGAGUAUUAUUCUGCUUUAAUAAGCGAGACCUAAUUAAAAAACACAUCUGGCCUAAUGUUCCAGAUCCUUCAAAGAGUCAUAUUGCCCAGUGGUCACCUCAUACACCUCCAAGGCAUUUUAAUUCAAAAGAUCAAAUGUAUCCAGAUGGCAAUUUCACUGAUGUAAGUGUUGUAGAAAUAGAAGCAAAUGACAAAAAGCCUUUCCCGGAAGAUCUAAAAUCGUUGGACCUAUUCAAGAAGGAAAAAAUUAAUACUGAAGGACACAGCAGUGGUAUUGGAGGGUCUUCAUGCAUGUCUUCUUCUCGGCCAAGCAUUUCUAGCAGUGAUGAAAACGAGUCUGCCCAGAACACUUCGAGCACCGUCCAGUAUUCCACUGUGGUGCAUAGUGGGUACAGACACCAAGUGCCGUCGGUCCAGGUCUUCUCAAGAUCCGAGUCCACCCAGCCCUUGUUAGAUUCUGAAGAGCGGCCAGAAGAUCUACAGCUGAUAGAUAAUGUAGAUGGCAGUGAUGGCAUUAUGCCCAGGCAACAGUAUUUCAAACAAAACUGCAGUCAACAUGAAACCAGUCCAGAUAUUUCGCAUUUUGAAAGGUCAAAGCAAGUUUCAUCAGUCAAUGAAGAAGAUUUUGUUAGACUUAAACAGCAGCAGAUUUCAGAUCAUAUUUCACAGCCCUAUGGAUCUGGGCAAAUGAAAAUGUUUCAGGAAGUUCCUGCAGCCAAUGCUUUCAGUCCAGGCAUUGAGGGACAAGUAGAGAGAUUUGAAACAGUUGGGAUGGAGGCUGCAAUUGAUGAAGGAAUGCCUAAAAGUUACUUACCGCAGACUGUAAGACGAGGCGGCUACAUGCCUCAGUGACAGCUAGCUCCUGUUACAGUUUCCGAAGAACCUGUAAAGUAAAGCUAAAGAUAUUUUAUCUGUGAUUUCGGAUCUUCACUCACUGAAGAUGAUCAUUUGCCCUUAAGGACAAGAAUGUACUGUCCUCCCGCAUGGGCUAUUUCCAUUCCAGAAUAUCUGGGAUUCGACUUUAAGCACUACAGAAACUGACUCCAUCCUCUGAAUAGCUGAAUGACUUUGUGCUGUUUCAGGAUGUUUGCACUGAAGAAAAAGCUUGUCUAAAAUUUAUAAAGAGAAGCUUUUUGUUUUGCUAUUUAGAAAACAGAGGGUAUUUAAAUUAAAAGCAGUGAUAAACUUAGCACAGCUAUACUGAUUUUAAUGAGAAUAGUCAUCAAAUAUCAACUCUUAGGGAGAAUUAAUAUAAAAGAGGAGCAAGGUCUAGACCCUCUACUUCAGCUGACAACAAAAUUUAAAAAGAGUCCAGAUGGUACAACUAAUAUGAGCCCAGCUUUUGUUGUGUGACAAAAAGAAAAAAGAAAAAAAUUGGGCUCAUUUAUAAUCAUACCAACAUAAAGUAUUAGUUCUCGUCCAUUGGUAAUGAUGCUGCCAGUUACUGGAAGAAAGGAAUUCUGGAGUUUUAACUUGGCAAACUAAAAAUAUUAAUUUCUGAAAAUUAGACAAUCCAUAAUUAAGUAAAUUUUCAAACAUUUGCUUUCUGUCAUUACUGACAGCCUCUGGAGAUCAAUUUCACAAACUCAGCAGAGUGUCCAGAUAAGAGCUAGGAAUGAAUGCAACAAACUCAAAUUUAAAAAAUUCUUUGCCAUUUAGAAAGGCGUACAUUGUUAACGCUUUUCUAUACAUGUAUAUAAACAUUAUUGACCCUUUUUGUUAAGACAUCAGAGAAUUUGGUUGAUGAAGCACUUUAUACAAUAUGUCUUCACCUUAAAAUGUGUUUUGGUUUAAUAUGCUUUGUUUUUAAGUAGGCCAAGAUCGAGUUUUUUUUUUUUUUUUUCUAGUAGGUGUUUGAAGCAGACUAAUAAGUUAGAGGACCUGGGCAAUACUUAUCAAAAUAAACAAAGCACCACCCCCAAAAUGCACACACAGAUCUUAGUAAAUAUCACAGUUAGCAAAUAUCCUUAUUGUAGAGGCACUUAAUGAAGAGAUCAUAUUUUAAUGUCUGUCUGAGGUCGGUGGAACUUAGUGCUACGUGAUGAUUUAGGAACAUUUUAAACCUCUUCCCACAUGUUCUUUUCUUCAGGGGAAUGGAGAGUCAGGCCUCCAGAGCUUAGUGCUAAACUCACUUCCGCAUUUAUGUUAUCCCCUGCCCACCAUGUUUGACAAGGAGGCAGGGGCUAAAGUUAGGAGAUGAGUAAGUAAGAAGAAAUUGUCAUAAAUCAUGUGGUUGACUACUGGUAUCAAGUAAGUUUUCUGUUUUUCUGUCAUAUUUAAGUUACAGAAACCAGGCCAAUUUAAAAUGGUUUGUAGAGGUUAUUGAAGAAUAAAAGGCUGAGAAAAAUUAGUACACAUUUACAGUUGGGAUGUAAUUCAGCUCAUCACCCUCUCAUUAAUAUUGUUCACAUUUGACUUCCUCUUAUGCUUUAUCCUUUGUAUUCUUGCCUAAUACUUUUCAGAGUUCCUUCACAUAUAUGGUCUUUGUGAGACAGAGCAGAUGCUUUAUUCUGAUGUAUCAAGUUCUAUGUUAGGCAAAACCAACAUGAGAUUGGUAGAAUGUCAGAAUUAGAAGUAGAGGAGGAAGACUAGGCACAGAGAGGUCAAGUAGGGACAGAGAGACCCCAAGCUCACACACACUACAAGGUAAUAGCAUCACCACCAUUUAAGUUGGUCAUCAAAGGCUGGUCCAAAUCAGGACAAGAUUUAUCUUGCUAAAUGUCAACAAAUUUAUAUCUACGAGGGUGAGUCAAAAACUAUCCAAAUUCCGGUUAUAUUAAAACUUCUGUUGGCCACACUGUCUUAUCAGAGCUUUCUGUUCAAGGCUUAUCUUCCCAGUGACUGCUGUGCAGGCGUGAACGUGUUACAUCAGUUCAUUUGUAAGGGCGGUGCAAGCAAAAAUGGAUGCCCCACUUGUGAUUUGCAUGAAAGAAGAGCAGCGUGCAGUGAUUCGUUUUCUGUGGUCUGAGGGUGUACCUGGUGCCCUUAUUUAUCGAAGACUUUGCACACAGUAUGGAGAGAAGUGUUUUGUUGCAAAGAAGUGUGUAUGGAUGGAUAGAGAAGUUCAGGGAAAGUCACACAAGUGUUAGCCAUCAAGCAGCCCUACGAGGAUGAAGAUUCACUUCUAAUGAAGAAAUGAAGGUAGCGGUGCAUUCGUGGCUCGCAACUCAGUCUAAAAUAGUUUUUAAUGAGGGAAUACGAAAGCUUGUUGACAGAUGGACAAGGUGUAUUGAAAAACAAGGAGGUUGUCAAAAAAUGAUGUAUUUGCCUUUUCUAAAAGUAAAUUUAAAUAAAUUCUACAGCCAGAGUACAGAUGAUUUUUGACUCACCCUCGUAUUAUAUUUUUCAUUUCCUCGGAAUCAGUAGUCAUGUUGUUAUAACCAUGUUUAGCGCUAACCUUCCCCCUAACAAAUAGCAGUGUUGUGAAGAACAUUUUCAGUGUGAAGAUUGUCUGUGGGGUGGGCAGUUUUAAGAUGUGAACUCACGAUCUAAGGGAAUGAGAACAAAUAAGGACAUCAUAGAAGCAGAUUUGUGUGUUGAAACUUGUAUAAAAGAUGGUGCAGUGAGUGAAUGCCCCCAGCCACAAAAGCACUUUAGGCAUAUUAAAUACAUAUAUAGUUACUGUGCAAAAAUUCAUUCAGGAAAUAAAUAUAUUUAUGUAACAUACAUCUUUGCCCUAAAAGAGAAAAGUAGUCAUGAAACUUAAGUACAAAAUUACUUUCAAAAGGCAUGUCUUGAAUAAAUCUGUAUUGAUACAUGUCAGUUGUAUUUUUGGUAGGCACAGAAACAAAUCCAGCUAUUUUAUGUGAAAAUUAGACUGUUUAAGAUUGUGGGUUUUUUACUCAUUAAAUAUCCAGUACCCAAAAAUUUGAUUCUAAUCUUGUAAGAUUAGAAGAAUAAUAAGCAUAUGUUACCGGAAUUGUUAUUGUAAUUUGAUUAUUUGUUACUGGUGUUUUUGGUAUCCUGCCCUCCUCCUCCAUAAAGGCAUGAUGCUGGAUAACUGUUGGAAAACUGUCGGACUUCAAACCCACUAAAAUCUGAAAGUUUAAUUCUUUUUUAACCUGGAUCAUUCUGCACUGGGAGCAGAAGCAAGGGAAAAAGAAUCAUUCACGUUUUGUGUUCACAUCUAUUCUCUACCUAGUUGUUUAAUUUCAGUCUUUUUCUUUGAUAAGAUUUUUUUUUUUUUUACACAUGAAGUCAUCCAACAACCCUAGUUUAUUGUGAAGUUAAGGGUUAAUGAAGUUGAAAUAUACUUUUAAAACAUUUAUUUAUGAAAAUUCGCAUUUAAAGUGGAACAUCUAAAAUAGCUCUAUAAAUAGAAAUCAAAUUUUAAAAGCUGUCUUUUUUCUACUUACAUAGUUAAGUAGUUAAAAUCAUGACAUAAAUUUAGAAAUAGAAUUAUUAUAGAAUUUCCUAAAAUAUUUCUGUUAACUGGCAUGUAUUGACCAACUACAAAUCAAGUAGGAGGGCUCUUCCUAGUCUAUUCCAUUAUAUUCCACACCAGUCUCCUCCUCGGUUUGGUGUUAAGAACAAAUUUCUAUACCACACACUUCUGUUUUAGUAGUUUUUUGUUGAAAUGGGUAAAAUGUCAAAAUAAUAAGCUACAUAAAACAAAGUUCGAUUGUUUAAAAAUAUUGGGAUAGCUUUCUGUUGUAGGUUGUGUUAGAUUCUUGCCCAGGUAAGAUUAAAGAUGCUUUUACACUUUUUGUAAAUUAAAAGAACAUGAAGCCAUAAAAUGGCAAGAUAAUUAGGUUUAAGAAACUUUAAACUAGCAAACCUACAGCCUAAUUCUUUAGACUGGUCCUUGAUAGCAGUUCCUUCUCAGGCUACUUAUAAACAGAAUUUAGGUGUAUGUCAAAACAAAACUUUCCAAAGCCAAAUGUACUGUCUUUGGGGUUUAUCUAUUUUUUUCAUUGUAUAGGCUACUUAUGUGUGUGUUCAAUGAUAUUCUAAAAUAUACAUUGCAUUAAAAAUAAAAAGGCAGCUCUGGAUGAGCUCUUUUUUGUUACCUAUUUGUUCCUAAAUUUUUAAAGGCUUUUUGUACUCAGUAGUUCCUUUACGGGUUAGUUUAACUUCCCCACCCAGUUCUUUAAAGUUGGUAGAUGCUGAUGAAAGUGCAUUUAAGGCCAAUGGUGAUAGAUGUUACAGACCUUUUAUCUCUUAAACAUAAGCUUUGACAAUGAUAACUAUGUUUCAGAUGCUGUUACAUGAAUCUUAAAAUGUGAUGUGUCAGAAGUAAAGGGAUAAUUUAAAGGUGGAUAUUUGAGAAUUCCUUAGUCUUAGUAUAUAUGUAUAUUGAAUAGUAUAUUCUAAAAAUAAGUGUGCAAUUUGCUAGUACUACAAUACAGUGAUUAGCAUUAGGUAGGUCUCCUCUUUAUACUCUAGCUGCAUCCCAUUUAAUUGUAAGUGCAAUCCUUUCAAGUUCACUUGCUCUUUUACGCCGACCUAAUCUAACUUCAUAUAGAAGGCUUGUGUAGAAAGAGUAUUGUAUGUAUUUUUACUUUUGCAGAGUGAAUUGCAUGUGCGAAUCGUAACCACAGCUAUUGUUUUUAUGUUGACAUAACUCUAAUGUUCUCUUAUAUAUCCACUCUAAUCCUUUAAGUAAAUUUAAUAAAUUUUUACUCAAAUUUU